CGGCACCGCUCGCUUCCACGUCCCUCGACGCGAUAUCAUACCAAAAAUAGGAAAGACGACAGAGAAGCUAAUGGCGUCGCCCAACAGCAACCUCCGCAACCGCCGCCACCGCCACUGCCACCUUUUACCUCUCUUGCUGCUUCUCGUUAUAGGCCCAUUGGCCGCAGAGACGGUGGAGCCUUCCGAAGGAGAGACGGAGAUCGACAUCAUCCUCACCUUCAAAGCUGCAAUCUCUGAGCCCUCCACCGUCCUCUCCGCCUGGAACUCCUCCACCACCGCCGGCUCCUAUUGCUCCUGGCCUGGCCUCUCCUGCGACCCCUCUACUGGCUUAGUUGUUUCGCUCAACCUAACUGGCUUGAACCUCUCCGGCAUUCUCCACCCAGCCGUCGGCAGCCUCCGCCAUCUCCUUAACCUCUCACUCGCCUCCAACUCCCUCUUCGGCCUCAUUCCCACAGAGCUCUCCCGCCUUUCCAACCUCCGCCACCUCAACCUCUCUAACAAUCUCUUCAAUGGCUCCUUCCCCUCCGCCCUUACCGACCUCAAGAACCUACGAGUCCUCGACCUCUACAACAACAACCUCGCCGGCCCCCUCCCCGUCGAGGUUGUUAACCUGCCCAAUCUCCGUCACCUCCACCUCGGAGGCAACUUUUUCUCCGGCGUCAUACCCCCGGUGUUUGGGCGGUGGGAGUUCAUCGAGUAUCUCGCUGUCUCCGGCAAUGAGCUCACUGGACCAAUUCCUCCAACGCUGGGAAAUCUCACCCGCCUCCGCGAGCUCUAUUUCGGAUAUUACAACAGCUUCGUGGGCGGAAUACCUCCGGAGUUCGGAGGUCUCCCAGAUCUCGUUCGCCUCGACAUGGCUAACUGUGGCCUCACUGGCGAGAUCCCACCGGAGAUUGGCAACCUGCAGAACCUCGACACGCUCUUCCUCCAGCUGAACGGCCUCUCCGGGAACCUACCACCAGAGCUUGGCCGCCUACGCAGCCUCAAGUCCCUGGACCUCUCCAACAAUGCCUUUACUGGAGAGAUUCCUGAUUCCUUUGCCGACCUCCAGAAUCUGACACUGCUUAAUCUGUUCCGCAACAAGCUACACGGCUCGAUCCCAGAGUUCCUCGGGGAGCUUCCUGCGUUAGAGGUGCUCCAGCUCUGGGAGAACAACUUUACGGGAGGCAUACCACGAAGGCUCGGCCUGAGCGGCCGGCUUCAGAUCCUCGACCUAUCUUCGAACAAGCUCACCGGUACUCUGCCGCCGGACCUCUGUUUCGGAAAUAGGCUGCAAACACUCAUUGCUCUCGGAAACUUCCUAUUUGGUUUUAUUCCGGCCAGCCUUGGCUGCUGUGUGUCACUUAGCAGAAUCAGGUUGGGUGACAACUACCUCAAUGCAUCAAUUCCCAAUGGGAUCUUAAGCUUGCCCAAGCUCUCCCAGCUGGAGCUCCAGAAUAACCUCCUCACCGGCGGGUUUCCAGACACAGGCCACUCCGCCAUCUCGCCCGACCUCGGCGAAAUUAGCCUUUCCAAUAACAAGCUCUCAGGGCCUCUCCCACCCUCUAUUGGAAACUUCUCUGGCCUCCAAAAGCUCCUCUUGAACCAGAACAAGUUCUCCGACCCAAUUCCGCCAGAGAUUGGCAGGUUACAGCAGCUCUCCAAAGUGGAUCUCAGCGGGAAUAGGUUCUCUGGAAAAAUAGAGUCGGAGAUUACUCUGUGCAAGCUUCUAACUUUCAUGGACCUCAGCCGGAACGAGCUCUCCGGCGAGAUUCCGCCGCAGAUAUCGGCGAUGAAGAUCUUGAACUAUCUGAACUUGUCGAGGAACCGUCUGGAAGGCAACAUCCCAUUGUCCAUUGCCACGAUGCAGAGCCUUACCGCUAUCGAUUUCUCCUACAACAACCUAUCCGGCCUCGUUCCUGGCAAUGGCCAGUUCAGUUACUUCAACUCGAGCUCGUUCUACGGCAACCCAGAGCUCUGUGGGCCAUACCUCGGUCCUUGCAUCUCCAUGAGCGUCAAUACUGGCGCCACUCGUUCACAGGGGCCUCUGGCGGCCUCCUCUAAGCUUCUGAUGGUCGUCGGUCUCCUCCUCUGUUCCAUCGCCUUCGCCAUAGGAGCCAUUGCCAAGGCGUGCUCUCUGAAGAAGGCCGCCAAAGGCCGAGACUGGAAGCUCACCGCCUUCCAGCGUCUCGGUUUCACCUGCGACGACGUCUUGAAUUGCCUCAAGGAGGAGAACAUAAUUGGAAAAGGCGGCGCCGGCGUCGUGUACAAGUGCGUCAUGGCCAACGGAGACUGCGUCGCCGUGAAGCGUCUUCCGGCCAGUAGCCGAGGUGGUUCGCCGCACGACCAUGGAUUCUCCGCGGAAAUACAAACUCUGGGCCAAAUUCGACACCGACACAUAGUGCGCCUGCUGGGCUUCUGCUCCAACCGCGAGACCAAUCUGUUGGUGUACGAGUACAUGAUGAAUGGGAGCCUCGGCGAGGUUCUUCACGGCAAGAAGGGAGGCCAUUUGCUGUGGGACACCCGGUACAGAAUUGCCGUGGAGGCGGCGAAGGGCCUCUGCUAUCUUCACCAUGACUGCACGCCGCUGAUCCUGCACCGGGACGUCAAGUCUAACAACAUCCUCCUAGAUUCUAACUUGGAAGCCCACGUGGCCGAUUUCGGACUCGCCAAAUUCUUGCAGGAUUCAGGCACUUCGGAGUGCAUGUCGUCUAUCGCCGGCUCCUACGGUUACAUUGCUCCAGAGUACGCUUACACGCUGAAGGUGGACGAGAAAAGCGACGUGUACAGCUUCGGCGUGGUGCUCCUGGAGCUGGUGACCGGGCGGAAGCCGGUGGGAGAGUUCGGUGAAGGCGUCGACAUCGUGCAGUGGGUUCGCAGAAUGACGACAGACUACUGCGGCGACAAGGAAUUAGCGGUGGUCAAGAUUUUGGACCCCCGGCUUAAGGGCGUCCCCGUGGAGGAGGCCAUGCACGUCUUCUACGUCUCCAUGCUCUGCGUGGAGGAGCACAGCGUGCAGCGGCCGACGAUGAGGGAGGUCGUCCAGAUACUUGCGGACCUGUCCAAGGCAACCACGACGGAUCCGAUAGAUCACAAAGACGGCGAUCAGUCCGUCAAGGAAGCGCAGCAAGCAGAGCAUGAUAACUCGCCGCCGCCUGAUCUCCUCAGCAUUUAAUUCCAAGUUAAUGCAGGCCGGACACCGGCAGAGUUUUGAUCCAUGAUCUGUGUAUAGCCCUGGUUCUCCAGGCUCUGUAAGCAUGUCCUGCUGUUGCUUGUCCACGGAAAUCUGUAGAGGUUUUAAGAUUUCAACAGAGGUGCAGUCUUUGGAAA
Molecule: messenger RNA, 3309 nt
Organism: Zingiber officinale
Lineage: Eukaryota; Viridiplantae; Streptophyta; Magnoliopsida; Zingiberales; Zingiberaceae
Product: leucine-rich repeat receptor-like serine/threonine-protein kinase BAM1
Exons: 2
Coding region: 71-3154 (1027 amino acids)
Biological process (GO): protein phosphorylation
Molecular function (GO): protein binding; ATP binding; protein kinase activity
Source: RefSeq, a predicted model, not a curated record